This is a messenger RNA of Sorex fumeus (smoky shrew), 1845 nucleotides long. It is a transcript of the gene CPQ, whose product is annotated as carboxypeptidase Q. Lineage: Eukaryota; Metazoa; Chordata; Mammalia; Eulipotyphla; Soricidae. Gene Ontology annotation, biological process: proteolysis; peptide catabolic process; thyroid hormone generation. Gene Ontology annotation, molecular function: metallodipeptidase activity. The coding region runs from base 51 to 1556 and encodes 501 amino acids. The record is from RefSeq and is a predicted model, not a curated record. The transcript is spliced from 8 exons.
UCCCGCGCCGCCCGACAGGCUCCUCCGGGGAGCACCGUGAGCCGGGAAGCAUGCAGCUCCUCCUGGUCGCCUUCGUGGGCCUCGCACACCUCUUGCCCCUGAACUGCGGGAAGGCCAUCCGCAGGUACGGGCCGGGCGGGAAGACGAUCCAGGAGAUGGAGGAGGAGAUCGCCUCCUACAGAGGCGUGGCCAAGGCCAUCAUCAACCUGGCAGUGGACGGCAAAGCCCAGAACAGGUCCUACGAGCGCCUGUCUCUCCUGGUGGACUCCGUGGGCCACAGGCUCAGCGGCUCGAAGAAUCUGGAGCGGGCCAUCCAGAUCAUGCAUCGGAGCCUGAUGGAGGAGGGGCUGCAGAACGUGCAUCUGGAGCCGGUGAAGAUCCCCCACUGGGAGCGGGGCGAGGAGUCGCUCAUCAUGCUGGAACCCAGGAUCCACACCAUGGCCAUCAUGGGACUGGGCAGCAGCAUCGGGACGCCCCCCAAUGGUAUCACAGCCCAAGUCCUGGUGGUGAAUUCCUUUGACGAGCUGCAUAAAAGGGCCCUGGAAGCCCGUGGAAAGAUUGUUGUGUACAACCAGCCCUUCGUCAGCUACCAGGACAGCGUCAAGUACCGCGCACGGGGCGCUGUGCAAGCUGCCGAAGUGGGGGCUGUGGCGGCCCUUGUGCGCUCAGUGACGCCCCUCUCCAUCUACAGCCCUCACACAGGCAUGCAGGAGUACCAAGAGAACGUGCCCAAGAUCCCUGCUGCCUGCAUCACCGUGGAGGAUGCGGAGAUGAUGUCCCGGAUGGCCUCACAGGGCCAUCAAGUCAUCGUUCACCUGAAGAUGGGAGCCAAGAACCUCCCAGAUGCAGAUUCCUUCAACACCGUGGCUGAGAUCGUCGGCUGGAAGUACCCAGACGAAGUGGUCCUGGUGAGCGGCCAUCUAGACAGCUGGGACGUGGGCCAGGGUGCCAUGGAUGACGGCGGCGGAGUGUUCAUAUCCUGGGAAGCCCUCUCACUCAUCAAAGAUCUAGGGCUGCGGCCAAAGAGGACUCUGCGCCUGGUGCUCUGGACAGCGGAGGAACAGGGUGGCAUCGGCUCCCUGCAGUACUUCCUGCAGCACAAGACGAACAUUUCCAAGUACAGCCUGGUGAUGGAGUCAGACCUGGGCACCUUCUUGCCCACAGCACUGCAGUUCACGGGCAGCGAAGAGGCCAAGGUCAUCAUGAAGAAGAUCAUGAGCCUGAUGCAGCCUCUCAACAUCACCCAGCUCCUGGACGGUGGCGAGGGCACCGACAUCAACUACUGGAUCCAAGCUGGCGUGCCUGGGGCCAGCCUGCUGGACGACCUCUCCAAGUACUUCACCUUCCAUCACUCCCAGGGAGACACCAUGUCGGUGCUGAACCCCAAGGAGAUGAACGUGGCCGCAGCGCUCUGGGCCGUGGUGGCCUAUGUGGUCGCCGAUUUGGAGGAGAUGCUACCCAGAGACCCCACCCAUCGGCACAGGAAGGAGCUAGCAGGUCCCUGCUGGCCGGAGCUGCUGUGCCGUUCCCUGGUCCAGGACACCCACCUCACCUAGAGUCUCUCCAGAUCCCUUCCCGAACCGCAGGGCUCUCGCAAGCAUCAUUGUCUGUCUUGAUGCCUUUCACUCUCUCUGUGACCAGCAUAGACCUGACCCCAAUCUCAGUACAGGCAUUGCCUUAGACUCUAUGUAACGAAAAUAGUGUUUGUUUCUGAACAUUUAAUACAGCGGCACCCGUGUCCGUGUUUGUGCUCUUGGUUAAAAGCAUUUAGAACCGCACAACUGUAGUCGGACCCUUAUUGUGUGGAGUCAUUGGAUGUCCUUCAUUAAAUAUUUUUACACUCGA